This is a messenger RNA of Penicillium paradoxum, 3987 nucleotides long. Its product is annotated as nucleoporin Nup120/160. Gene Ontology annotation, molecular function: structural constituent of nuclear pore. The record is from RefSeq and is a predicted model, not a curated record. Bases 1 to 3987 code for a protein of 1328 amino acids. The transcript has 3 exons. Lineage: Eukaryota; Fungi; Ascomycota; Eurotiomycetes; Eurotiales; Aspergillaceae. Gene Ontology annotation, cellular component: nuclear pore.
AUGGCGAAAAUCUACAAAGACUCAAGGGUGGACCUUCGGCCCUACUCGCCGACCACGGUUGCCAAUAUCCAGAUUCCCACUCAAGAGCCCGUCGCCCGUCGCCCACGCUUUUCCAUCUCAUCCACCUCCGAGGAGCCCCCAAUCGCCAAAGACGAAGAUGAGUUCUCCAGGCGCUACCUUGCGACACAGGGCGAGGUCUACUUCCGAAAGCGCAGAGUCUAUCCGAGGACAUUCUUGUGGAGGGUCAUUAAUGACAACAAAGUGCUAGAGAUCCAGUGCGCCGACCUGACAAAGGGCGGUACGGAAGUCUAUGAAUACAAUGUUACUCUGCGCUUGGACUUCCAGGAGCAGAUCCUCCCCUUUGGAGUUGAAUUGUCCGACUCCGCGGACCACGAAAUUAUCAGUCUCUUUGUGAUUACCGCCUCCAAGCACCUUCACACACUCUCCUUGCGCCCUGAGUUCUUCCGCCGAACCUCUUCGAUCGACGAAAAUGUCAGGGAUUGGUGCAAGACCUUCCUCCCUGCCCCUCUGGCCUUUUCGAACCCCCACCGCCUACACGCGAGCAGUCCCCUGGAAUUGUUUAUCUCUCUCGACAAUGGCGCGCUACUGCGGCUGACCCGGAGAGCCGGCGAGGAUGGUUCCCAUUGGUCGCCUCUCACCUUUGACGAACGAACUUGGGGCUCUUCAAUUCGAGGCCUCGUCAAAUGGCACGCCCCCUCCUCGAUCAGACACGACGGACGCAACCUUGAUUUAAACGUUGCAAAUGCGAUUGCCACCACUUCAGACGAGACCCAUGUGUUCGCAAUUUGUUUGAAUCAUACUCUCAAGAUUUGGAACCUCGCAACCAACAAGCUAGCGGCUACGAAGGAUCUUCUUGGACGCUCACUUCAAGAUCCAGAUCUUGCACCGUACACUUUGAAUCCCGCCGAGACAUCAUUCAUGCGCGUAUUCAAUGCCGAGCGAGCAAUGGACGGUGGCCAUCGCUUCUAUGUCGUCACGUAUUCGCCAUUCGAGGAUGGCAAGUUCAAGUUUUGGGCUGUCAAGGGCGGCUUGACAUCUGAACUUGUAAUUGAGGACCUUUUUGCUGAUAAUGUUUUCCGACCUGUUGACCCUGAUGCCACGGGUAACAUGUUUUGGAGCAUUGCUGACUUCCAGAUCAAAACUCGGGAAGAAGGCAAAGGAAUGGAGCUGUGGGUGCUCUGGAGAAACCACGGCCUUUACCAACUGUACACCCUCCAUUUCGAUCUUCAGACUCUGGUUACGGAUUGGGCUACCAAAUGGGUUUCGACGACAUUUGAAACGCAUCGACAAGACCCUCCGCCUUCUCUUGUCGUUGAUGAUGUAGUCGACCCCACCGAAAAAUGGCUAGAAUACCUCAUGCAACCGAAUAGAUAUUUGCCCGAGGUCCUUGAGACUGCUCUGGCCGUCUAUCAGGAAGCUAUCAAACCAUUAUCUUCAGUUUCACCUGGGGGACUCAAAAAGAGUCUGCCUUUAGUGGAACGACUCUGCUCCACAAUUGCAGCGGCAGUUUCUCUUCGGAAAUUUGCGGAUGAGGAGAUGGACUACUCCCGCUAUACUUCAGAUACGGACUCGAAGUGGCGCCAGUUCUGGCAAGUUGCGGAAGAUCUCAAUAAACGCCGGUUCGAGCCGAUCUCUCUCGCCUACGACUCGUACACCGAUAUGCCGUGGCUUCUUCUGUCUGAUUCUUGCGCUGUGGUGCGCGAGUGCAGUAUUACUGAACUCUUCCUGCACAAUUCCAGCACCGAACUAAAGGACGCAGUGCCAAAGAUGGUGGACCGUUGGAGGCAUCGAAAUGUUGCAAGGGAGCUGGGCCCGAAAUUCGAAACAGCCUCUGGAUUGUUGAAAGUGGCGUCCGAUUUCCGAAAGAGAUUCUCUCCAGAGCUUGAUGGGGCAUGCCGAGCAGCUCUGCAGGCCGAAAUAUUUUCUGAGCCUUCUUCCUCGAUCUUGGACCGCAUGGAUAACUUCCGGGAGCGCUGUGACUUUACCAAUCAAAUCUCUAACAAGGCCUUUGACAGCCUCGAUGCAGCCUUAAGUGAACACAUGAAAACUGAUUGUUUAUCUAUGGAUGCUUUCCUCACUAUAAUUCAAACUGCGUCGCUUCACUUCUGCGGAGAGGACUCGGAACUUGCAUCAACAUGCUUUGGUGCCCGAGUUCUUGUCAGUGGUGCACAAGAGACCAUCUCUAUCUCGCGUCAAAUCUUUUAUGAUCUGUUAAUCCUUGUCACAUUCGUGGAUGGCGAAUGGGAACAAACAAGCAAGUCUGACUUUGAUGCGUCCGGUCUUUUCUCAACCCUCGUCGAUCUCCUACGUGAAUAUGAGAUGAUGGCCUGGCUCAGCUCAAAUGUCCGCAAGUGUCCUGACAAAGCAAAGUCCCGCGUUGACUCGUCGACCCAUAGAUCCUCACUCAAAGAUAGCAGCUCGAAGGUCAAGGGUCAGCGAACUGCAAGCAUUCUUGAAGAUCUUUUUGUGGCCGUUAUCAAGCCUCAGCAAGCAAUUGACUCCCCACAAAGCUACACAUUGACUUUGGGCAUCAGGGAUGUUGUGGCAUGGAUCACCCGCGAAGGCGAGGUGAACUAUCAAAACGCAGUGGCUCACAUUCAAUGUGAUUUGAUCGCAAAGAAUAACAUCGACCUCGCGUGGGAUUUCCUUCGUUUCCAAGCAAGUACAUCCUGGUCAACCUACGUUAAGGGUCGUCUGCAUGUGGCCAUGUCAGAAUUCGAUGCUGCGGCUAUUUACUUCCGGAAGGCAGCCUAUUUGCUUUCUUGCGGAAAGCCAAUGGGCAAUCUUUCCGACAUGUCAGCAGAGCUCUUAGAUCUUCUCGAUGUCGAUUGCUUCCACAACGGUCUUGCGAAAUAUUACCAGCAUGUUCUUUCGAUCUUCGAGAAAGUGCGCUCAUACUCCCAUGUCGCGGACUUUGCCAGCCUGGCGCUGCAAGCCCUCGACUCUGAAGUCUGGGCUGAGCAAGACUCUGAAUACCCGGGCGUACGCGAUGAUCUGCUGUCACGUCUGUUCACUGGAGCCCUCAAGACUUGUCAAUUUGACCAGGCAUACUCCGCUCUGGCUAGAUUGCAGGAUCUUAAAUUACAAAAGUCCGAGCUUACAGAGCUGAUCUCCACCAUUAUAGCAGUCUCUGGACCUGGCACUGCUGGCCUGAAGCAGAUUCUCCGUUUCCCUACCUCACUAGUUCCCAACAUCGCCUCCUUCGUCGAUGAGAUCCUCGUUCACCUGACUCACAAACAGACCACCAAUAUUUCCUGGUUAGAUGCGGAUAACAAGUUUUUCCCAGCCUUCCCCGAUUACACCCGCAUUCUACAGGCUUAUCGCAUUGCCCGCGGUGACUACCGCGGCGCUGCUGAGAUCGCCUACGGCAACGUCCAGCGUCUCCGCAAAGCACGCGAUGCCCCUUCAUCAGCCUUGACCCGCAAAGGAAGGGGAGCGGACGAUGCCGCCUGGUCGCCAGUUGAAGAAGAUGAUGCCGAAAGCAAGGAAAUUCGGCAUGAGCUGCUGUCACUAAUCAAUCUCCUCGCUUGCGUCGACAAGAGCGAAGCCUACAUCCUCGUCGAGAACGGUCCUCCGAUCAACGCCGGUCCGAUCUCUCCCCGCGAAAGACGCCCAAGCACUCACGCCGACGAAGACGGAAACAUCUCGAUGGAGGAUGUCGACGUGGCUUCCCCUACACCACUCGGAGGCAGGCGCCGACCCUCCAAUGCCGUGGCUUUCGCACCCACCCACCACAGAGGCAGCAGCAAGUCAUCCGCCAUUGAACGGCGCAACAGCAUUGUGUCUUUUGAAGUCCCUGCGACGAACCACUUGCUCAAGCGCCGUAUUAUCGUCACGCUCGAGCAUCUGCGUCGAGAAUUCCAGUCUGAACUCGAUCGUGUCAGCCGGAUUGAGCGUGGGGAUUGGGAAUUUGGUCUUCUUGAUGAGGAGAAGGACGUGGAUAAUGACGACACGAUGGGUCUGUAG